Messenger RNA from Didymodactylos carnosus, 1851 nucleotides. The record is from the annotation of a GenBank genome assembly. NCBI's taxonomy places the organism in Eukaryota, Metazoa, Rotifera, Eurotatoria, Philodinida, Philodinidae.
AUGGCAUCUGAUAGUGCAACAACUGAAACAUUGAUUGGUCAUCAAUCUCGAUUAUCUCAUACUCCAUGGCAUUCAAAUAAUGAUUUGUUACAUGUACCCAAAAAAAUUUCAUCCUUAGAACAAUCGUCAACAUCUUCUGAAACAAGUACACCAACGGAUAGUCAAUCAAUCGAUAAUUCUAAUAUUCAUAUUUCGGAUAAACAUUUUAACGGUGAAAAUGAAAUCGGAAAUUUUACUGAAACAAAUAAAGACGAUAAUAAAUUACCGUUAUUAUUAAAUCAGAUAUUUAUUAAUGACACAACGUCGAACGAUGAUGAUGAUGAUGAUGAUGAUGCCAAACAAGAAGAAGAAGAAGCAAGUUCAGAUAUCUUAACUAAGUCAUAUAAGAAUGAUUCAACGUUCGAUUUUACGUCAAUGUCAGAUAAUGUUAAACAAGAACAAAUUAAAAUUCAAGAUAACAGUCUUUUAACAAAUUGUGACAAUCAACAACAACAACAACAGAACUACACUGAUCAAGAUGAAAGUGAAGAAGUAUCCAAAAUAGUGAAAAGGAUCACAAAAGAAACAGAACAGUCUGAACUACAACAACAACAACAACCACCAGCAUUAACUAGUGCUUUUUUACCAUUUGACAACAGUAAUGGUGGUAGUGCGGGGGAUAGUAGUCCAAAACAACUUGCACAACAAGAUUUAAGUUCAUCAUCUUCAUCUUCAACAUCAUCGUAUGAUAAUGGAACAAAUACAUCGAUUGAUAUUAUAAAUUCAUUUAUUCAAUCAACAUCAACCGUUUUAGCAAGAACGCUAUCAAAUUCAAAUAAUUCAACACCAACAACAGCAGCAAAUGGUAGUUCAUCAAUUUAUUUACAUACAAGAAAUUCUUCCAAAACAUUAAAAUGUCCAAAAUGUAACUGGCAUUAUAAAUAUCAAGAAACAUUAGAAAUUCAUAUGAAAGAAAAGCAUCCUGAUCAAGAAACAUCGUGUUUAUACUGUUUGUCAUCUCAACUUCAUCCUCGAUUGGCACGUGGUGAAUCAUAUUCAUGUGGAUAUAAACCUUAUCGUUGUGAAAUAUGCAAUUAUUCUACCACAACAAAAGGAAAUCUAUCUAUUCAUAUGCAAUCAGAUAAACAUAUGAAUAAUAUUAGAGAAUGUCAACAACAAACAAAUAGUUUUAUUUCAACAAUUAGCAGUACUAAUAGUAGCGAAACUCAUCUACAAGAUACUACUAAUUCAUCGCCACCAUUAAUACAACCACCAUCACUAUUAACAGAAGACUAUUCAACGUUUGGAAGUCAAAUAUCAUCAACAAAACAAUCAUCAUUAUUUCGAUGUGAUUCAUGUAAUUAUGAAACAAAUAUUGGUAGAAAUUUGAGAAUACACAUGAAUAGUGAUAAACAUAUUCAGAAUAGUCAGCAAAAAGCGAUAAAAAACGAAAAUUCAACAACAACAACAAUAACAACAAAUGAGGAGAACGAUAAAAGAUCUGAUGAGAAAGAAGUAAAUGAAAUAAGUCAACCGAGAGAAGACGUGAAUGUUGACGAAAAUGAUGAUGAUAAAAUAGAAGAAAAAAAUAAUAUUAACGUUAAACAUGAAAAUGAAUCGAUUUUAGUCAAACCAACAAAUGAUAUAGAAGAAAAAUCAAUUGAAUUAGAGAGAACAUUAACUAGUCCAUUAUCUUGUCCAUUAUGCUCAGAAUCCAUCAGUAGUGUUGAUUUAAUGAAACAUCAUCUUUGUACAAUCCACAAUUGUAGCACUAGUGCAAUAAAUCGGUGUAUGUCACUACUAGGAAUUGAUUUUAAUAGUAUAACAAUGCGUACAACAGCCAAAGAUGUUUUUACAGAUGUAAAGACAUAA